GACGCCUGAUAUAGCAGACCAUUUGGUGAGCAGCCAUGGCCUGUGGGCAAUUGCCGAGAGACCAUGUUGAGGUUGCGAGCCAGCUGCUGCCAUGGGCUGGAACGGCGGUUCCAGGCCCUUGCAGCCCCAGAGGCGUGCCGGGUCCAGUCCCCGGUCUUCACAGACACCCGGUUUGAGGACCUGGGCCUGGAUGAGAGGCUGCUCAAGGGCCUGGAGGCGUCCUUGGGCCGGGGCGCCCGCUUGACGCCGGUGCAGCAGCGCACCCUGUCCCGCCUCUCAGAGGGACGGCCUCCUGACCUCUUGCUGCAGGCCCACACUGGAACGGGCAAGACUAUCGCCUUUUUGCUGCCUUCGCUGCAGCGCCUUCUGCUGCGAGAGGAGGCAAGACGUACAGGCGUUCCUCAACCGGAGGGCGUGUCCGUGUUGGUGCUGGCGCCCACUCGCGAACUGGUUCUCCAACUGGCUAAAGUUUCCAGCCGCCUUCUGCAGUACAGCGGCGGCCUGGUUCGAAGCUCCUUCGUUGCCGGUGGGUUUUCAAUGCAGGAUGACAUUGGACGGCUCAGAGCAGAUGGGCCGCAGAUACUGUUUGCAACACCUUGGCGUUUAGUCCGGCAUUUGCAAACAACUCCGCACUUCGUCAGUGCCCUGAAAUCAAUUGAGCUGCUUGUGCUGGAUGAAGCGGAUCGCUUGUUGGACCCGUCCUUUGUGCACAAGGUGGACUACGUCUUCCGAUGCUUGCCCUCUGCUAGGCCUCAAAUGUUGCUUUGCUCAGCGACGUUCAGCGAGCCGAUGCGGAAAUUUGCAGUCCGCUCCAUGCGAGCACACUUGGAAGUGAUCAAUACAGUUGCAGAGGAGAUUGGCCAGGCCAGUGAGGCCUACCCACAAGCUCAGCAAGCCCAAGUUGCGCAGCCAGUGGACCAGGUGCUUGUGCGCUAUCAGCCGGAGAAGUUCCUGCCAGUCCUGCAUGCACUGCUGACCAGAGAAAUGCAAUGUGAAGGAGGAGACCACCGGCGAGUGCUGGUGAUUUUCCCCACUGUGCGGUGGCUGCAGUUUUUCUACGUGCUUCUGAAGCAUCGCGUAAACAUGCCCGGGCUCUUCGCAUUGCACCGCAGCCUGUCAGAUGAUCGGCGGCGAAGCCGCGCCGCAUGCUUCUCCAAGGGUGCUCCGCCCAUGAGCGGAAUUCUAUUUGCCACCGAUCUUGCUGCGAGAGGAAUGGAUUUUGAUGUCCAUGCAGUGGUUCAGGUCGGGCCACCGAGUGACCGGGAGCAGUAUGUGCACCGUGCCGGCAGAACAGGACGUUUGGAGUCCCGGGGGCGCUCGUUCCUUUUGCUGAACCCGCUUGAGGAGGCUGUGCUGCAGGAGCUGUCCGGGUUGCGGCUGCACGAAGAGACCAUCCAGGAGGCAGUCGGCUUGGAUGCGGUGAUGGAAAAGAUGCAUGGCUGGUGGGAGGACACCAAUGUGUCCGCAUCUGGCCACCUGUUCUACGCCAGUGCCACGGCUUUCUACUUGAAGGAGAUGGGUCGCUUGCGAGUUAAAGUUGGCGACCUGGUGCAAGCUGUUGCGGCCAUGUUGCAGUCUACUGGCUUGCCAAAGGAGCAUGGCCUGCCUGCUAUCCCGCGCGGCCUAGCAGCACGAUUGCGCGAAAAGGACGAGCUGGUGCCUGUCCGCACGGAGACUGUGCGGGAGCGGUGGGACGUGCUGUCUGCCUUGGUUCCUGGCCCACGUGCCAGGUCGCCAGAGAGACUCUCCGAGCCACAGGAAGGCCACUUGAGAGAAAUGCGGCGCACCUGUGGGAGCUUGGGUCGAUUUCACGAUACGCUUUUUGGCUUUUUGCUCAAAGCUUGCCAUGCAUGUCCUGGAA
Molecule: messenger RNA, 1861 nt
Organism: Effrenium voratum
Lineage: Eukaryota; Dinophyceae; Suessiales; Symbiodiniaceae
Source: the annotation of a GenBank genome assembly